GCUAGGGCUGUGUCCCACCUAGCAUGGUCCAAUUAAUUACAGAUUAUUUGGUUAAUUUGAGAGGAGGCAGUUGUUGUAGGACCGUCAUACUUCCCCAAUCCCCAUGGCCUUUAUAUUUGGAAUCUCUCUACUCAUUUCAACAAGCUUCAUCAUCCAUUAAGGCUUGUCUUUAUACUUCAUCGGAAAUCGUCAAACAUGGAAAGAAAGUACAUCUGCACUUCUAUUAUUUUGUGGGUUAUUGCAUGUUCUGUGCUUCGUGUUCACUCUGAAAAUCUACUGAGAGUUGGUUUGAAGAAGAAUCCAUUGGAUUUCAACAGCAUAAAAGCAGCAAAAGCAGGUAGAGCAGGAGGGAAGUGUGGGAAUAGUAUUAACAACAAGUUGGGUGACUCAGAUGCAGACAUUGUCUCUUUGAAGAACUACUUGGAUGCACAAUACUAUGGAGAGAUCAGCAUUGGUUCUCCCCCUCAGAAGUUUACGGUUAUAUUUGACACUGGCAGUUCUAAUCUAUGGGUCCCAUCAUCCAAAUGCUACUUCUCUAUUGCUUGCUUUCUUCAUCCCAAGUACAAGUCAAGCAAGUCCUCUACAUAUACAAAGAUAGGGACAUCUUGUUCAAUCACAUAUGGGUCUGGAUCUAUUUCUGGAUUUCUCAGCCAGGACGACAUUGGAGUUGGUGACCUUGUAGUCAAAGAUCAGGUCUUUAUUGAGACUACAAGAGAGGCUAGUCCUACAUUUAUAUUGGCCAAAUUUGAUGGGAUAUUUGGACUUGGGUUCCAGGAAAUUUCCGUUAAAGAUGUUGUUCCGGUUUGGUACAACAUGGUGGACCAAGGUCUUGUAAAUGAGCCAGUGUUCUCUUUCUGGCUUAACCGUGAUACAAAUGCACAGGAUGGAGGAGAACUUGUUUUUGGUGGUGUUGAUCCUAAACACUUUAAGGGGGAACACACUUAUGUUCCUGUCACUAAGAAGGGUUACUGGCAGUUUGAAAUGGGAGAUUUCCUCAUUGGAAACAGCUCAACAGGCUUUUGUGAAGGUGGUUGUGCUGCUAUUGUGGAUUCUGGGACAUCCUUGCUUGCUGGUCCAACUACCAUAGUUACAGAGAUCAACCAUGCCAUUGGGGCAGAGGGAGUAGUGAGCACAGAAUGCAAAGACAUUGUUUCUCAGUAUGGAGAGAUGAUAUGGAAUCUGCUUGUAUCUGGGGUGCAACCUGGUGAAGUAUGUUCACAAGUUGGAUUAUGUGUAUUUAGCAAGGCUGAGAGUUCUAAUAUCCAAAUGGUGGUUGACAAGGAUAAUGAGGAAAAAUCCUCCAAUGACCCAUUGUGCACAGCCUGUGAAAUGGCUGUUGUUUGGAUGCAGAACCAGCUAAAGCAAAAGGUGGUGAAGGAGAAAGUUUUUGAAUAUGUGAAUCAGCUAUGUGAGAAAAUUCCUAGUCCAAUGGGGGAAUCAACAAUUGAUUGCAACAGUAUAUCAAACAUGCCAAAUGUUACACUCAAAAUUGCUGACAAAGAUUUUGUCCUUACCCCUGAGCAGUACAUCCUUAAAACAGGAGAAGGGAUUGCUACCAUUUGCGUCAGUGGGUUCAUUGCUUUGGAUGUGCCCCCACCUCGCGGUCCUCUUUGGAUUCUUGGAGAUGUAUUCAUGGGAGUGUAUCACACCGUGUUCGACUACGGCAAUCUGCAGCUGGGUUUUGCUGAAGCUGCAUGAUUCCUUUCUGUGUAAAUUAUCUGCAAUAGUUAUCUGCUACUCCAUGACUCGUGGUUAAAACAAACUUGGGAGUGUAUUGAAAUAUAUGGUGAAGCUGAAAGGCUUUUGUGUAGUAGUAGUAGUAGUAGUAUAUUAGUAUGAAAACUAUGAUAAACUUGGGAGACUUUUAUGUGUGCUGUCACUUAUGGUAACUGCUGAAGUGUUGUGUUGUAAUUCUGUUAACUGCUUCGUCUCUUGGAAUGACCAUUUUCUAUGGUUUCUCUUGUUUAAACUAGUGUGUGGUUUUGGGUUCAAAUGUUGUGAAUGAAUAAAGCAAUGCAUAUAGAUUGAUAAGCUUGGGUGGCUUUGAUACACUUCCUCAGUUCCUCUGCUUUCUUUUGAGUAAAUUACCAAAAUGGUC
This is a messenger RNA of Cuscuta campestris, 2098 nucleotides long. Lineage: Eukaryota; Viridiplantae; Streptophyta; Magnoliopsida; Solanales; Convolvulaceae. The record is from the annotation of a GenBank genome assembly.